UGGCCAGCGUCUCUACGGCUUUGCAGGAGGACUGCCGGCCAGAAGCAAGGCAAAAGGGGAGGGUCUCGAGCACAGUCCCGCUCCUCCGAGAGAGGGACCGGGCCGGGUGGAAAUCCUGCACCCGGGAGCCACCGAGACGCCCGGCACACAACAUGGAACGAGCCGGCCCCAGCUCCGCGCGGCCGAAGCAGCAGCGGGACCAGGACUGGGUGGAAGCGUGGCUGGAUGAUCACCGGGACUUUACCUUCUCUUACUUUGUUAGAAAAGCCACCAGAGAAAUGGUCAAUGCAUGGUUUUCAGAGAGAGUUCAUACCAUCCCUGUAUGCAAGGAAGGCACCCGAGCCCACAGCGAGUCUUGCUCCUGCCCUUUGCAGCCAAGUCCUCAUGCAGAGACCACCACCCCUGCAGCCCCAGCCAGAAAAAUCUCUGCCUCAGAAUUUGAUCGGCCUCUUAGACCCAUUGUUGUCAAGGAUUCCGAGGGAACUGUGAGCUUUCUCUCCGACUCAGGAAAAAAGGAACAGAUGCCACUAACCCCCCCAAGAUUUGAUAGCGAUGAAGGGGACCAGUGCUCCAGACUCUUGGAAUUAGUAAAAGAUAUUUCCAGUCACUUGGAUGUCACAGCCUUAUGUCACAAAAUUUUCUUGCAUAUCCACGGACUCAUCUCCGCCGAUCGCUAUUCCCUAUUCCUUGUCUGUGAGGACAGCUCCAAAGACAAAUUUCUGGUCAGCCGCCUCUUUGAUGUCGCUGAAGGUUCGACCCUGGAGGAAGCUUCCAAUAACUGUAUCCGCCUGGAGUGGAACAAAGGCAUUGUGGGACAUGUGGCAGCUUUUGGCGAGCCCUUGAACAUCAAAGAUGCCUAUGAGGAUCCUCGGUUCAAUGCAGAAGUUGACCAAAUUACAGGGUACAGGACACAAAGUAUUCUUUGUAUGCCAAUUAAGAACCACAGAGAAGAGGUUGUUGGUGUGGCCCAGGCCAUCAACAAGAAGUCAGGAAAUGGUGGGACAUUCACUGAAAAGGAUGAAAAGGACUUCGCUGCCUAUUUGGCAUUUUGUGGUAUUGUCCUUCACAAUGCUCAGCUCUAUGAAACGUCACUGCUGGAGAACAAAAGAAAUCAGGUAUUGCUCGACCUUGCUAGCUUAAUUUUCGAAGAGCAGCAGUCAUUAGAAGUAAUUCUGCAGAAAAUAGCUGCCACUAUUAUCUCCUUCAUGCAGGUGCAGAAGUGCACCAUAUUCAUCGUGGAUGAAGACUGCUCUGAUUCCUUCUCUAGUGUGUUCCACAUGGAGUGUGAGGAACUAGGAAAAUCAGCUGACACUUUAACAAGGGAGCACGAUGCAAACAAAAUCAAUUACAUGUAUGCUGAGUAUGUCAAAAACACGAUGGAGCCACUUAAUAUCCCUGAUGUCGCUAAGGACAAAAGAUUUCCCUGGACAAAUGAAAACACGGGCAGUGUGAACACACAACACACUGGAAGUUUGCUUUGCACACCUAUAAAAAACGGGAAGAAGAACAAAGUCAUAGGGGUUUGCCAACUUGUAAAUAAGAUGGAGGAGAAUACUGGCAAGAUUAAACCUUUCAACCAAAACGAUGAACAGUUUCUGGAAGCUUUUGUUAUCUUCUGUGGCUUGGGGAUCCAGAACACACAGAUGUAUGAAGCGGUGGAGAGAGCCAUGGCCAAGCAAAUGGUGACAUUGGAGGUCCUGUCCUAUCAUGCGUCAGCAGCCGAGGAAGAAACGAGAGAACUCCAGGCUUUAGCGGCUGCUGUGGUACCAUCUGCCCAAACCCUUAAAAUUACCGACUUCAGCUUCAGUGACUUUGAGCUGUCUGACCUGGAAACGGCACUGUGUACAAUUCGGAUGUUCACCGACCUCAACCUUGUGCAGAACUUCCAGAUGAAACACGAGGUUCUUUGCAGAUGGAUUUUAAGUGUCAAGAAGAAUUAUCGGAAGAACGUUGCUUAUCACAAUUGGAGGCAUGCUUUUAACACGGCACAGUGCAUGUUUGCUGCCCUGAAAUCAGGCAAGAUUCAGAACAAGUUGACGGAUCUAGAGACACUUGCAUUGCUGAUUGCUGCUUUAAGUCAUGAUUUGGAUCAUCGCGGUGUGAACAACUCAUACAUACAGCGGAGUGAACACCCGCUGGCCCAGCUGUACUGCCACUCCAUCAUGGAACACCAUCAUUUUGAUCAGUGUUUGAUGAUUCUAAAUAGCCCAGGCAACCAGAUUCUCAGUGGCCUCUCCAUUGAAGAAUAUAAGACCACACUGAAAAUAAUCAAGCAAGCCAUUUUAGCUACAGACCUAGCACUGUACAUUAAGAGACGAGGAGAAUUUUUUGAACUUAUAAGAAAAAAUCAAUUCAGCUUUGAAGAUCCUCUUCAAAAGGAGUUAUUUCUAGCAAUGUUGAUGACUGCCUGUGAUCUUUCUGCGAUUACGAAGCCCUGGCCUAUUCAACAACGGAUAGCAGAACUUGUGGCAGCUGAGUUCUUCGAUCAAGGAGACAGAGAGAGAAAAGAACUCAACAUCGAGCCUGCUGAUCUAAUGAACAGGGAGAAGAAAAAUAAAAUCCCAAGUAUGCAAGUUGGGUUCAUAGAUGCCAUCUGUUUGCAGCUGUAUGAGGCCCUGACGCACGUUUCGGAGGACUGUUUGCCCUUGCUGGAUGGCUGCAGGAAGAACAGACAGAAAUGGCAGGCCCUGGCAGAGCAGCAGGAGAAGACGCUCAUUAACGGAGAGAGCAGCCAGGCCAAGCGAGACUGACAGCGUCCCCUGGGUGCAGAGGGCCCUAGGCCGGCUUUCUCCACACACCACGCCUAUUUGUGUGCACUUUGCCACGGCUGUGUUUUGUUUUUGCACAACUUUUGAGAGCAUAGCAUGAAGUGUUUUAGAGAU
This is a messenger RNA of Peromyscus eremicus (cactus mouse), 2882 nucleotides long. RefSeq names its product phosphodiesterase 5A (gene Pde5a). The transcript has 21 exons. The record is from RefSeq and is a predicted model, not a curated record. Gene Ontology annotation, molecular function: protein binding; 3',5'-cyclic-GMP phosphodiesterase activity. Gene Ontology annotation, biological process: signal transduction. Lineage: Eukaryota; Metazoa; Chordata; Mammalia; Rodentia; Cricetidae. The coding region runs from base 153 to 2750 and encodes 865 amino acids.